AUGAUCAACGCACACCAACUACUAGCAAAAAGAUUUGCUCAUCCUCGAUAUCUGGCAGUGAUUCGAGCACUCUCUACACAAGUGAAUCAUUUAGCCCGUUAUCAGAAGAUGAACUGGGAGACCUUUCUUUCAACGGGGCGAGGCAGCGACAACUUGUUUCGAUCGAUUGACACCAAUCACACUGACAACAUCACUCCCUCUGAGCUUCACGUCUUCUUGGAUAGUGUUGGCCACAAGGGCGUUCAUCCCCGUGCAUUCAAGAUGCUCAACGAGCUAGCACACGACCAUAAUUUGAGUCGAAAGGAGUUCAAAAGCUGGUUGGUCCUUGCAACCAACUUUCAGCAAGAACAGGAAUCACAGUAUGCCCUAAGUUACGAGCGUCAUCCUCACACCGGUCAACGAAAGCCACAACUUGAUGAGGACAACUUUCAUACUUGGAACGAGCACACGAUGAGUCAAGCUGUGAGAAAGAUGCAAUAUGCCGUCCGUGGUCAAGUUGUCAUGCGUGCUGAUGAGCUCAAAGCAGAGGGAAAAGACAUUCUCUACACUAACAUUGGAAAUCCUCAAGCAGUUGGUCAAUCGCCAAUUACAUACUAUCGGCAAGUCAUGGCGUUGUGUGACCUUCCAGAAGAAGAUGGGGUUGACCACCCAAAUGUUUAUGAGAUGUUUCCUGCUGACGUUGUCAAUCGGGCACUAGAAUUCAGAAAGACGAUCGGACCUGCUGGAACUGGUGCGUACACUGGAUCCCAGGGAAUUUUGCAGUUUCGACACGAUGUAGCGGACUUCAUUACAGAACGCGACGGCCAUCCAGCAUACGCCGGUAACAUCUUCCUAACAAAUGGAGCAUCAUCUGCAAUCGAGCUGGUCCUCACUAGCAUCAUCAGCUCUGAGCUAGACGGAAUCAUGAUUCCAAUUCCUCAAUAUCCAAUUUAUUCAGCCCUUAUCGCGAAACUUGCUGGUCGUCAAGUCGGUUACUUCCUUGAUGAGAAUAGCAACUGGGCGGCGACAGAAUCAGAGCUUACGCAAAGGCUGCAGGAAGCCCAAGCAAAUGGUAUCGAUGUCAAGGCUCUUGCAAUAAUCAAUCCUGGAAAUCCUACGGGGCAAGUCUACUCGCGAGAAGAUCUGGAAGUAAUCUGCAAGUUUUGCAGUGACAACGGCAUCGUGCUUCUUGCAGAUGAGGUUUACCAACGCAAUGUUUACAGUCCAUCGAAGUCAUUUUUAAGCGCGAAGAAGGUAGCACUGGAAACUCCAGGCUGUGAAUAUUUGCAACUAGUGAGCUUUCACUCUACGAGCAAGGGGGUGAUUGGCGAAUGCGGGAGACGUGGAGGUUACAUGGAAUUGCACAAUAUUGAUAAAACUGUUCAGGCUCAGCUGUACAAGCUUGCUUCGUCUGGAUUGUGCUCCAAUGUUCCUGGUCAAAUCACGACAAGCCUAAUGGUGAAACCUCCAAAGCGGGGAGAUGUGUCCUACGAUCGAUUUCAAAAAGAAGAGAAUAACAUCUUCAACGGAAUGAAAAACAGGGCAAAGGCUUUGGUCGAGAGCCUCAACAAGGUUGAUGGUAUAAGUUGUAAUCCAGCGGAAGGUGCAAUGUAUGCAUUCCCAAGCAUUGAGCUUCCUCCAAAAGCUAUUGCAGCUGCGGAUGAGCAGCACGUUUCACCAGAUACACUGUACGCCCUAUCUCUCCUGGAAGAAACUGGAAUUUGCGUAGUCCCGGCAUCUGGAUUCGGUCAAAAAGAAGGUCGCUUUGGAUUCAGAACUACCUUUUUGCCUCCAGAUGACAAAAUGUUGAGUGCUGUUGACAAGUUCAAGAGCCAUCACGAGAAUUUCUGCGCAAAGUACUCAUGA
Cylindrotheca closterium is the source of this 1845-nucleotide messenger RNA. Lineage: Eukaryota; Bacillariophyta; Bacillariophyceae; Bacillariales; Bacillariaceae. The record is from the annotation of a GenBank genome assembly.